Molecule: messenger RNA, 2416 nt
Organism: Chlorocebus sabaeus (green monkey)
Lineage: Eukaryota; Metazoa; Chordata; Mammalia; Primates; Cercopithecidae
Gene: ST6GAL1
Product: ST6 beta-galactoside alpha-2,6-sialyltransferase 1
Biological process (GO): sialylation
Cellular component (GO): Golgi apparatus
Molecular function (GO): beta-galactoside alpha-2,6-sialyltransferase activity
Source: RefSeq, a predicted model, not a curated record
AAAACAAAAAAAGACCUUCCCAUGAGAGGUUCCUACCCUAUGCCCUGCCCUGGGGGAAGGAAUGCUGACGUCAAGAAGCUUCUAUAAAAACCCAAGAGGACAGGGUUCAGUGAGCUUUCUGAUAGCUUAACAGGAGGAGGUUCCUGGAGGGUUGCACAACCAGGAAGGGCAUGGAAGCUCUGCAUCCUUUCUCCCACACCUUGCUCUACACAUCUCUUCAUCUGUAUCCUCUGCAGCAUCCUUUAUAAUAAACCAGUAAACAUCUGGGAAAAGCCUACCAAGGGAAGAGGCAUUAAUAUCGAUUCUCUGGAGAUGCCUGUUUUCUCCACCAAAGAUGGCUUUGCAGUCGGAAGGGCCGUCUGGCAGCCUUUUCCAAAUAUGUUAAAGAAAUGUAUUUUGGGAUGAGUUUUGAUCAUCCUGAGAAAAAUGGGCCUUGGCCUCCAGACCCAAUAAAUCUUCCCUCCCAUGGAGAAUAGUGCUAAUUCCUGAGGACCUGAAGGGCCUGCAGCCCCUGGGGGAUUAACCAGAAGCAGGCUUGUUUUCCUGCUCAGAACAAAGUGGCUUCCCUGAACACAUCUUCAUUAUGAUUCACACCAACUUGAAGAAGAAGUUCAGCUGCUGUGUCCUGAUCUUUCUUCUGUUUGCAGUCAUCUGUGUGUGGAAGGAAAAGAAGAAAGGGAGUUACUAUGAUUCCUUUAAAUUGCAAACCAAGGAAUUCCAGGUGUUGAAGAGUCUGGGGAAAUUGGCCAUGGGGUCUGAUUCCCAGUCUGUAUCCUCAAGCAACACCCAGGACCCCCACAGGGGCCGCCAGGCCCUCGGCAGUCUCAGAGACAUACCCAAGGCCAAACCAGAGGCCUUCUUCCAGGUGUGGAACAAGGACAGCUCUUCCAAAAACCUUAUCCCUAGGCUGCAAAAGAUCUGGAAGAAUUACCUAAGCAUGAACAAGUACAAAGUGUCCUACAAGGGGCCAGGACCAGGCAUCAAGUUUAGUGCAGAGGCCCUGCGCUGCCACCUCCGGGACCACGUGAAUGUAUCCAUGGUAGAGGCCACAGAUUUUCCCUUCAAUACCUCUGAAUGGGAGGGUUAUCUGCCCAAGGACAAUAUUAGGACCAAGGCUGGGACUUGGGGCAGGUGUGCUGUUGUGUCAUCAGCGGGAUCUCUGAAGUCCUCCCAACUAGGCAGAGAAAUCGAUGAUCAUGACGCAGUCCUGAGGUUCAAUGGGGCACCCACAGCCAACUUCCAGCAAGAUGUGGGCACAAAAACUACCAUUCGCCUGAUGAACUCUCAGUUGGUUACCACAGAGAAGCGCUUCCUCAAAGACAGUUUGUACAAUGAAGGAAUCCUAAUCGUAUGGGACCCAUCUGUAUACCAUUCAGAUAUCCCAAAGUGGUACCAGAAUCCGGAUUAUAAUUUCUUUAAUAACUACAAGAGUUAUCGUAAGCUGCACCCCAAUCAGCCCUUUUACAUCCUCAAGCCCCAGAUGCCUUGGGAGCUGUGGGACAUUCUUCAAGAAAUCUCCCCAGAAGAGAUUCAGCCAAACCCCCCAUCCUCUGGGAUGCUUGGUAUCAUCAUCAUGAUGACCCUGUGUGACCAGGUGGAUAUUUAUGAGUUCCUCCCAUCCAAGCGCAAGACCGACGUGUGCUACUACUACCAGAAGUUCUUCGAUAGUGCCUGCACGAUGGGCGCCUACCACCCACUGCUCUAUGAGAAGAAUUUGGUGAAGCAUCUCAACCAGGGCACAGAUGAGGACAUCUACCUGCUUGGAAAAGCCACACUGCCUGGCUUCCGGACCAUUCACUGCUAAGCACAGGCCCUUCACUCUUCUCCAUCAGGCAUUAAAUGGAUGGUCUCUUGGCCACCCCAGCCUGGGAAGAACAUUUUCCUGAGCAAUUCCAGCCUGUUCCUUUUCCUCUAGGGGCCUCUGUCAGCAAGAGCACUGGGGCUUCAGGAGCCUGUGGUCAAGAAAUCAGGUCCAGCCUUCUCUGUAGCCAGGCAGUUUAUGAGCCCAGAGCUUCCCGCCACACACAUGCACACAUGUCUAGCAUUCUUUCCAGACAGCAUCCUCCCCACCUUCCACCGUGGUAGAUGCAAGAUCUGCCUCCCCCAUCAGGGCUGCCAAAGCUGGGCUUUGUUUCUCCCAACAGAAUGAUGCCAUUCUCACAAACCAAAGCUCUAUAUUGCUUGAAGUCUGCAUCUAAAUAUUGAUUUCAUGUUUUAAAGAAAUUCUCCCAAAUUACAAUUGUGCCCAAUGGAGGGUGGCUCUGCGGGGCAAGUAGGUGGUACAGGGGAUUGGAAACAUGCUCCACGCAUCCAGAAAAAAGUUGCUUCCGAGGUCCAUGCCCCCUGGAACAUGUUCCUAUCACUCUGGCUGGUUAGGCUGGGGCUUGGUUAGCCCACUCUCCCUCUCCAUGUGGAG